AACAACAAUAUCGAGUAUCGACUAAUUUAUAAGUAUAGACAAUGAACAAUUGGUAAACUCUAAGUCUUAUCUGUUCUAAUAUAAACUGUGGACUGUCAUUACGUCUUUAGUCUCUGGGAUUUUGACGGCCCAAGUGGAAAGAGAUUCGUGCCGAAAAUGUAUAAAUUUACGAAUCAUUUAUCAAAUGCAAAACUGGUAUUGGUAAGAAGACAGAUAGAUGGAACGUCUGCUGCGCUAAUAGUAAUGCGGUCGCCGCGACGGCAAUAUGCGCAACAGGACGACAAGUGUGCCACACCACCGAGACCUCCCAAAUCACGCAAACUCUUGUGGAGUGCUGUCGGUGCUACCGUGCUAACGGGAGCUGCUGUAGUUUACGCUAAGAGCAGUCCGGAGGCACGAAACUGGUUAGAAUCAAACAUCCCUUGGGCCAAUGACUUUGUGGCGCUUGUCUAUCAAGAAAACACUACAUAUUGGAAGUUCUCAGUGAACCAGUUUAACAAAGCAACCACCGCACUCAGCCAUUUUAUGUUUGGAAAGGAGGGUGUAUCGCCACCAGAUGUCAAGCCAAGAUCAGAACAAGACAUAGAUGCUGAUGCUGCUAAAAGUUUUGCUAAGAAAGACUACCAGUUGCCACCGCCGUCAUUCCAACCGUUGUACCAUGAGGAAAAGAAAUUGGAAACACCUAAAGUUGAAACACCAGCAACACUAGUCCAAACAGAGAAAUGUGAGCCGGCCUCCCCUCCACCAGUGAAAAUCACUAAGGACAUGGUGGAACUUGAACACGACAUGCACGAAAACACUAAGAUGGCCGUAGACAACUUUAAAAAGGCCACACAGUACUGCACAGAUUAUAAUAAGGCUCUGUAUAAGGUUGUGGAAUCCUCUCUAGAUGACCUAGAUAGGAAGUAUUUCACGGCGCUACAGGGCGCUCAAUCAGAGAGGGAUGGUGCAAUCAAGAAGGCACAGGAAGCGUCGGCUAAAGCGAAACUCGCCAUUGAGACAUUAGAUCGCAUGAUAAAGGCUGGUGUGCAAGCGCCGCCGGAGUCGAUCGUGGCGACGCAGCGGUACAUCAAGCAGUUCAGGGCGGACCUGGCCGCCGCAGAGGCCGAGUUCAAAGUCGAACUGGACAAAUCCGUGCUUAGCGACAAGUAUUGGAAUAAGGUGGAAACGGCUCGCAACGCGUACAAGGAGGAGUUGCAGAUUCUGUUCCCGGGCUUGGAUCUUAACACUCGCAAGCUUGACAUCAAAGGCGACACCGAUUUGCUGCUACUCUAUGCGCUUAAGCAGGUUCAAUUCCUGCAAAACCAGCUGGCUGAGUUGCAGACUGUUAGGGACUUGAAAAUCAAUAGGGCUAUUGAAUGCCACGACGAGAAAGCAAUAAUUGAAGCUAAGGUCGAGGAUAUGAUUAAGUCUGAGAGAAUCGAGAGGGAGAAGGAAUUCCAAAAGAGGAGUCUAGCCAUCCAAGCAGAGGCUAACAGACACUUGAAAGAGCAACUUAAGAAACAAUUUGAGAUCCAGCAGGAAGUGUUGCAAGAUAGACUUAGCAAGAAAGAGAAGGAGGUGAUGGCGAAAUUCAGCCGAUCAGUGUCUGAGCAAGUGGAGAAGGAGCGAGUGCAGUUCAAGAAGGAGCUAGCGGCGAUGGCGGGCAAACUGCAGGCCAUAGAGCAGACGCUCAAACAGCGUGCGAAGGCGGAGGCGGAGGCGCGCCGCUCGCAGUCGCUGUGGGCGGCGGCCGAGGCGCUGCUCGCCGCCACGCGCCGCCAGGCGCCCGAGACCAAGGUCGACGGGGAACUCACCGCACUCGAAAAAGCUGGUAAAGAUGACAAGUUAGUGCAAACGAUACUUAAGGGGAUCCCGGCGGAAGUCCGCGAGAAGGGCAUCGUUACUGAGAGGUCGCUCAGGGAGAGGUUCGAUAAGAUGGAGAAGACAGCGGCGAAGGUGGCGUUGGUGGGACGUGACGGCGCCUCUUUGCCUGUCUACUUCCUUUCGUGGUUGCAAUCGAAGCUUUUGUUCCAAAAGUUUUCUGAAAUUCCCAAGGAUGAGUUGGACAACCUGCCCACAGAUUUCACGAAAUUGGACACGUUCGACAUCAUACAGAGGGCGAGGUACUACAUGGACCAGGGCGACCUGGGCGCGGCGCUGCGCUACGUGAACCUGCUGCAGGGCGGCGCGCGCGCGGCGGCCGCGGCCUGGGCGCGCGCCGCGCGGCACCACCUCGAGACGCGCCAGGCCGCGCAUGCGCUCAUGGCACACGCCUCCGUCUCCGGGCUGCUCUAUCUCUGAACACGGCGCUCGGCACAGGGGAUAAACGCAACACCUACACCACACGCCUUCAACUCAUACAAACAUUACCUAUGAAUUUACAACACCAAUAUUUUAUUUAUUGAAAGAAACAUGAGUACCUUUCUACCUGUAAAUAUUGUUAUUCAGUGUUGUCAUUGUUUUAAUGUAAUCUAUGCAACCAUGUACUGAUUAAAUUAAAAGUGGAUAAAUAAUAUUUAUCGGUAAGACUUUGAAAUCAAUGCUUAAAAUUUACAUAGGUCUUGCGUUUAAUCUCACAUAGUUAGAAAUGGAAAUUAUCAUCAAACUUAUUAUGAACAUUUUGUUAAAUACCGAGUCUUAUAACCUAUCUUAUCCGUCACAUCGUUCUUCAGUAAAAGAUAGUAAAGAUAUAUUCACAUCCUCCUUUUACAGUCAAUUAUACACUGUUUAUAUUUUAAAUCAAAAUUAAUUGAUUUUGCAAUGAUUUUGUCAGUUUGGUUUUUGAUACUUGCACUUGUCUAUUCUCAAAUAGUAUGAUCAAACAAUUAUCGACUGACAGGAAUCGACUAUAAAGUCAUAUGUAUGCGUAGACGACGUGUCGCUUUAUACUAUAGUAGGUAUACUUUGUUACAUAUGAACCUGUAUGUUGUAGCUAGACAGCUUUUUGUGGCACAUACGUCAGCAUUUAGCAUGAAAUUUUUCUUCAAGAAUUGCUGUUCAAUGACGUAGAAGUAAAUAUUGGGAAUAGUAUACAUUGCAUCUGGCAAGACAAUAUUAUAACACUGAUUUAUAAAAUAAUAAUAUUAUGUAGCGAAAUUAAAAAUGCUUUAGUAAAUUUAUAUAACUUGUUAUUUAUUUAAACAAAAGGUUCACAUUAUUAUUAAUGUUAGGUGAAUGAUAGCUCGAUAUAAUAUAAUUAUAUAGAAAAACGGGAAAACGAGGAAACUGCCGUGUUAUGAUUUUUUGGCAUACACAACAUGGUGUGAAUAUUAUUAUUCUACUUCAUAUUUAUUUUUGAAUAUAAAAACAGUUUUUUUGGAGUGUUUGUUUUACCAUCGUUGAGUUGGUUUUAUGAAGUGAGUGUAGCCAGUAAGUACAUUAAAGUAUACCCCACUUUCGUUCAAAGUUCUAUUUUUAAAUAGAAAAUUGAAAAAAAUCGAUUGAUUUAUUUGUUAAAAGGUUGAGAAUUUUGUGAAGAAUAUCAAAAAUCUUUUUUAAAAAUGUAAAAGUAACAACUACUGCUGGACAUAGAAAAAUAGCAAAAAUUUUCAUAUUUCUUUUUUGCAUAAAACAUUUUGCAUUUAAUUUAAAAGUGACUUGAAUUUCGCUGCCAGCGUUAAAUGUGGACGGAUCUUAAUUUAUGUAAAUAUUAAAAUGUUGUAUGUAAUAAAUUAACAUAAUGUUUUUUA
This is a messenger RNA of Manduca sexta (tobacco hornworm), 3671 nucleotides long. RefSeq names its product MICOS complex subunit Mic60. The record is from RefSeq and is a predicted model, not a curated record. Gene Ontology annotation, biological process: cristae formation. The transcript is spliced from 18 exons. Lineage: Eukaryota; Metazoa; Arthropoda; Insecta; Lepidoptera; Sphingidae. Bases 157 to 2283 code for a protein of 708 amino acids. Gene Ontology annotation, cellular component: MICOS complex.